UCCUCUCCUUUCUUCCCUCCCUCCUUCUCUGUCCGUCCCUCCUCCGCCCAAUCUCUCUUGCAAUCUCUUUCUCUCUUCAGUUCCUCCAGGUAAUCCCUACUCAAACUUGUACCAACUUGUUUUUGACUGACAGCAAACAGUGAGGAGUGAUUCUUCAUUUUGAGAAACCCUAAGCACCUAUCUUUCCAAGGCAACCUGCGUGGACUGAUCUGGUCAUAAUUCCCCAUUGCGUUCGGAGCUCUUUACAGGUGACAAUGAGUCUGCUGUGGUCCGAGGAACCCCUUCCUCCCUCUCUCCAAAUAAAGAGCAGGGCGAUUGAAGGCAAUGCAGGAGAUUUACAAGACCCCAGUGUGUGCCCAAGGCCCCUGCUCUGGUGAGGCAAUAGCAGGAUCCCAUGGUAGCCAGGUGGGUGAAGGGGAGCCAGGACGUGCCACCUGCCCUGCAGAAGAUUCCUGACCUGCAGAGUGGCCCAAGGAGCGGGAGGAUGGAUACCAUGCACAUUAGCAUGGCCAGCACCCCUCUGGUGAAGCACACUGCUGGGGCUGGAUUCAAGGCCCACAGACCUCGAGUCAUGUCCAAGAGUGGACACAGCAAUGUGAGGAUCGACAAAGUGGAUGGCAUCUACCUGCUCUACCUGCAGGACUUGUGGACGACUGUCAUCGACAUGAAGUGGCGCUAUAAACUCACCCUGUUUGCUGCCACUUUCGUGAUGACCUGGUUCUUGUUUGGAGUAGUCUACUACGCCAUCGCAUUCAUUCAUGGUGACUUAAACCCCAGGGAGCCCAAUUCUAACCACACGCCCUGCAUCAUGAAAGUGGAUUCUCUCACCGGGGCUUUCCUUUUCUCCCUGGAAUCCCAGACAACCAUUGGCUAUGGGGUGCGCUCCAUCACGGAGGAAUGCCCUCAUGCGAUUUUCCUCUUGGUUGCCCAACUGGUCAUCACCACCUUGAUUGAGAUCUUCAUCACAGGGACCUUCCUGGCCAAGAUAGCGAGACCCAAAAAGCGAGCUGAGACCAUCAAGUUCAGCCACUGCGCAGUCAUCACCAAGCAGAAUGGGAAGCUGUGCUUGGUCAUCCAGGUGGCCAACAUGAGGAAGAGCCUGCUGAUCCAGUGCCAGCUCUCAGGCAAGCUCCUUCAGACACAUGUCACCAAGGAGGGGGAGCGCAUUCUCCUCAACCAAGCCACUGUCAAAUUCCACGUGGACUCCUCCUCCGAGAGCCCCUUCCUCAUUUUACCCAUGACCUUCUACCAUGUGCUGGAUGAGACCAGCCCCCUGAGGGAUCUCACACCCCAGAAUCUAAAGGAAAAGGAGUUCGAGCUGGUGGUCCUCCUCAAUGCCACCGUUGAAUCCACUAGUGCUGUCUGCCAGAGCCGAACAUCUUACAUCCCAGAGGAGAUCUACUGGGGCUUUGAGUUUGUGCCUGUGGUUUCUCUCUCCAAAAAUGGAAAGUAUGUGGCUGACUUCAGUCAGUUUGAGCAGAUCCGCAAGAGCCCCGAUUGCACCUUUUACUGCGCGGAUUCUGAGAAGCAGAAGCUAGAGGAGCGGUACAGGCAAGAAGAUCAGAGGGAGCGUGAGCUGAGGAGCCUCUUGUUACAGCAGAGCAACGUCUGACCCCGGGGGUCCUCUGUGAACCUCCGGGGCUCCACUUCAGGGAUGGCCUCAAAGGCCAUGGCUGCUGUGAACAUGGGACUUGAGAACCCUCUAUCAGACUGUACAGAUGUUCAUGAUCUAUCUUUCCCUUCUUUCCAGUGGCUAGAACAUUUCUGCAUUUGAGAGGGCUCCUUCAAAGUGCCUGGUCAGAGGUGAACUCUCAAAGUUCAGACUUCGUUUCUCUGACAUGGAGCUACACUUCACAGAGGCGACGGAAGGGCAAUGGAGGCAGUGUCCUGUUGGGUGGACAGAUGUGCAUCAUGUUGGCAGAGAAAGGAAAUGCAUUUCUAUAUAAGAACAUUAGAUUAUCCUGCGAGGUAUUUAUUUAAUCUACGCAACAGAGGUAUUCCCUUGUAUUCCUUUAAAACACGGUCCUUUUCCAGUUCAAAUUGAAUUGAUAAGCUUUAUCUGCAAUGAUGGCUCUCUGUUAGUACCCAAAAAGCAUCUGGGUAAUGGGGGCUUUAAAUUCACAAAGUAGAAUCAUUUUGUUUUUACCUUUCCCAGUGGACUGAAUGGUAUUGACUGAAACUGAUCAAACUGGGAAUUAAUCAUUCUCUCUCUGAAAAUAUGCCCAUAUCCUGAUUCUAUUACUCCCCAUACUUUUGGGGAGCAGGAUGUACCAGGCUCUUUUUUUCCCAUAAUGUGGUUCACAGACCAGCCACACAGCACCAUUGAGCAAUAUAUCAGCAACAUCACACAUCAUCAGGUUCCAGCCAGACUUACAGCAUCAGUAUGGAAAGCUCUGCUCUUGAUGAUGUUUUCAAAGUCACCAUCUAGAUCCACAUUGAAAAAUAACUAUGUGAGGCCCCGUGUCCCUGUGGCCUCCAGACCUGGCCUUCUUUUUAGUCAGUCAAUGUUUCUUUCAGUCAUUUCAGCUCAUUCUUGUGAACAUAUCUUGCCCACAAAGAAACUACAUAAAAUUACCCACUGGUGUUUUAAGAACAAAACAGAGCUCCUGAGAGUGUGACUGUCACACUCAUGAUAAGCACAUAGCUUGAUGAUGAUUUCAAUGGAAGAAAGUGGAAGUUGUGUCGUAACAGAUCCUGAAGUUUGUGAGGACAGGUGGGGCAUUAAGACAAGCUGCCAAGGGACAGGAGUCCAUAAACAGGAGGACCGCUCGGUGCAGGACAGAAUUUGAUAGUCUCGUAUCAGGUGAAGCAUACCCUCACUAUUUAAACGCAUCUCACAGAGCUCCAUGUGACAGAUAGCGUUUGUCUCAGGCAGAACUUAGAAGUCUAACACCCUGCAUGUGUAGGGGAAGAGAAUAAAUGGGUUAGGAUUGGUUAAACAUGUAAAAGGUGGGUGCUCACUCAUUCAAAUCAAGACCAACUGAAAAUUCACUCAAGUACAACGUGACCAUAGACAUUCAGCAAUGAGUACACACACACAUGCAUGUGAGCCUGACACAGACACAUACGUGUAAGUGCAUCCCCUGGCUCUCUGGGAACAAUCACAGGAAGCAUCCAUGAAAGAUGUUUGCAUUAAGAAAGCCCACCACUGUUUAAAAAAAAAAAUGAACACUUGGGCUCAGAGAAACCGGGGGGACAAUCAGCUGGAUUCAACUGCUGGUGCCUUGAUGGUGUGAACUACACACCUGUGAUCUGACCACAUUUGCAAAUGUCCUUCUAUUAAAUAAAAGACAUACCAAUGAAAUCUUUGGCUUGGAACUAACUUGAUGUAAUGAAGGUACUGAGACUCAUGGAGGAGACGUUUGCAAAAGUUUGAAGAACAAUUUCUGUGUAUAAAGGGAGGAUGUGGAGCUGGGAAGAUGCUCCAGUGGGUAAGAGCACUUGCUUGGUAAGCAUGAGGACCUGAGUUCAAAUCCCCAGCACCCAUAUCAAAAGCCAGGCAGGACAUUCCACACCUGUAACCCCAGUGAUUGGGGGAAAGGGAGGCUAAAACAGGAGGAUCUCUGGGCCUUAGUGACUACCAGCCCAGCUCCAGGUUCACUGAGACACCUCAUCUCAGGGGAUUAAGGCAGAGGGUGACAAAACAGGAUACAUGACCUCCUUCCCUGGCCUCCAGGCACAUGCACAGGCACACACACGUGUGUGCACGUACUACACUCACACACACACACAAAGGAGAGCCUUGUCUUUAAUUAUUGAAAAGUAUUUUCCUUUUUUGUCAAUAAUUUCACGGUUAGUCACAUUAUAUUGCUCUGUUUAAAAAAUGUUAGCUCUUAGGGUAUUUCGACGUUAGCCAUUUUAACCACCAUGCAUGCUGGUUUCCAUGGACCACUGUGGUGUAAUCCAGGAAACCUGGGUGGUUAGCCUGGCUUUCUGUUGCAUUGUUAAAUUCUUUCCACAAGAUUCACCUCAGUGCUGACUUGAAUAUGAUCAGGAACCAGCCUCACUUCUGUGGUAUACAGCACAAUGAUAAAGUGUCAGACUCAAAAACAGCUUUCUGUAAUCACUGAGCAUAUUAUUUUCUGGAAGAUUAGGGGUUCGAUCAUUGGAUCUUCUGUAACAGUAAUACAUACAAAAAUAUAUAUCAUCUUCAAAAUCAACAUGUGGAUGAGGUAUGCUGGCACAUGCCUAUAAUCCCAGCACUUGGGGAGUUGGAAGUAAGAGGAUUAAAAGUUCAAGGCCAGCCUUACUAACUUACUGAGUUUGAAGCCUGCUUGUACUAGAUAAACAUUUUCUCAAGUAAUAAUAAUAAUGAUGUAUAAGUCAAUAAAUCAUAUUGUAAACAUAAUAUUCAGCAAGUAGUUCUAAAAUUAUGAUUGGUUUAAAAUUAACAUUUCCGAGCCACACUUAACUGAUAUUACCUCAAACAGCAUAUACUCAUGUUAAUAUGCUAGUGAAGGAUUCAGGCAACGAACUUACUUGAGUUUCCCUGAACAGCCUUCUGAUUGAAACAGAUUCACGACAAAUAUCCAAUUAAAGUAAUCAAAAUAGGGGCUGGAGAGAUGGUACAGUGGUUAAGAGCACUGACUUUUUGCAGAGGACCUGGGUUUGAUUCCCAGCACCCACAUGGCAACUAACAACCAUCUAUAACCCCAGCUCCAUGGAAUCCAGCGCCCUCUUCUGGCUUCUGCAGGCAUUGAACAUACGUGGUACACUUACAUACAUACAGGUAAAAACACUCAGACACAUAAAUUAAAAAUCAAUCAUUUUUUUAUAAAAGUCAUCAAAAUAAUGGAGUACUUGACCCCCCAAAAAUGAGUAUUUGCAUUUUGCAGCAUCACCAAUAUAUUCUGUCUUUUCAGUGACCCUGUUUAAAAUUGUGCUUCAUUAGGAGACUAGAGAGUCCACAGCAGAGGAUCAGUCAUGUUCACAAGCCACAUCUCCCAACAGCAUUGGGUCCAGGCAGCAAAGGAACGAUGUGCUCAGUGACCUUCACCUUGAGGAGAGGAGCCACCUUUGGGUCUGGGGGGGGGGAGUAAACUUUGAUCCUCUCCCUUUUGUUUUUUCAUUCAUGGGGAAAUUAACAGUGUAUUUUUUAGGAAUCUAAAAUAAAAACAAAACUGUUAAAAGUUUGUUAGUGCACUAAAUAUUUCAAUAAAU
Molecule: messenger RNA, 5160 nt
Organism: Nannospalax galili (Upper Galilee mountains blind mole rat)
Lineage: Eukaryota; Metazoa; Chordata; Mammalia; Rodentia; Spalacidae
Gene: Kcnj15
Product: potassium voltage-gated channel subfamily J member 15
Exons: 4
Coding region: 395-1612 (405 amino acids)
Biological process (GO): regulation of monoatomic ion transmembrane transport; potassium ion import across plasma membrane
Cellular component (GO): plasma membrane
Molecular function (GO): inward rectifier potassium channel activity
Source: RefSeq, a predicted model, not a curated record